Messenger RNA from Trametes versicolor FP-101664 SS1, 966 nucleotides. RefSeq lists its product as uncharacterized. The transcript is spliced from 2 exons. Gene Ontology annotation, molecular function: protein binding. The coding region runs from base 1 to 966 and encodes 321 amino acids. The record is from RefSeq and is a predicted model, not a curated record. NCBI's taxonomy places the organism in Eukaryota, Fungi, Basidiomycota, Agaricomycetes, Polyporales, Polyporaceae.
AUGGACACGAACGCACCUCUGCCAACCCCCGCUACCCCCUUCGACGCGUCCGAUGCAGACAUCAUCCUCCAUUCCUCGGACAGCGUCGACUUCCACGUCUACAAGCUCAUAUUGGGGAUGGUGUCGCCCAUAUUCAAGGCCAUGUUUACUCUCCCCGACCCACCAGACCCGGCACCAUCCAGUCCGCAGGUCGUCCCACUCACCGAGAAUGCAUGCACGCUAAGACAUCUACUCCAUCUGUGCUACCCGUUCCCCCGCACACCAAUCGCCAAUCUAGACGAACUCGUCGCGACGGUAGAGGCGAUGAAGAAGUACGAGAUGACCGCGCCGCGUUCCUCUUUGGAGCAGGACCUCAAAGCGAUCCUCACAGCAGGCGCUGAUCCUCUCCGCAUAUACGGCAUCGCAUACCUCUACCGAUUCGAUUCGGUGCUCUACGAGGCGGCAAAACUCACCCUGGACAACCCUCGCUACCUCCAAGCCCGCACCAUGCCGCCCGAGUUCGUCCACCUCUCCGCCGCAGCGCUCUUCGCGCUCAUGGAGUACCGUUUCGAAUGCGUGGAGGCCGCGGGGGAAGUCAUCAAGGACGACGACUGGAUGGUCAACGGCGAGCACGCGAAGAAAAUGCUCCUGUGGCCCACCGGCAAGCCGAUCCUCGGGAAGUCGUGGGCGUGGAUCGCCUGCAGGGAGGCCGGGGACCCGUCGUGCACCAUGACUGCCGGGGGCCACGAGCUGUCCGUGAAGACGUGGUAUGGGUGGUAUAAGGAGGACGCGGCGAAGGCGUUGCUGGACCAGCCGAAGGGCGAGACCGUCACGCGCAUCCCGGUGCUCACCAGGGCUCUAGAAGGUGCUGGGCUGUGCCCGCGAUGCGCGCCGACCGCUUGGAGAGAUAUGCUGGACUAUAGUCGUUUGUUGGCGGGAAGAAUCGACGAGGCAGUGUCCAAUGUUCAGCUCCAGCUCCCAUCCUAG